This is a messenger RNA of Neoarius graeffei (lesser salmon catfish), 1039 nucleotides long. It is a transcript of the gene gltpd2a, whose product is annotated as glycolipid transfer protein domain containing 2a. Gene Ontology annotation, biological process: intermembrane lipid transfer; ceramide transport. Gene Ontology annotation, cellular component: cytosol; cytoplasm; membrane. Lineage: Eukaryota; Metazoa; Chordata; Actinopteri; Siluriformes; Ariidae. The transcript has 5 exons. Gene Ontology annotation, molecular function: ceramide 1-phosphate transfer activity; ceramide 1-phosphate binding. The coding region runs from base 1 to 999 and encodes 332 amino acids. The record is from RefSeq and is a predicted model, not a curated record.
AUGUGUAGAUUAAUGUGUGUGUUUGUAUGUGCUUGUAUGCAUAUUCAUGUGACGAUGAGAUCCCCACUGUGUCAGUACUUCCUUGUGGCAGCCAUAUUGACUCUGCUUCUAUUCCUCAACUCACUGUGGCUACCUCAAGGAACAGUACAGGAUUGUGAAUCUUCAUGGUUCCCGUGUUUUAGUACUCCAAACAGCAAGAUACAUCCGGCAGUGGUUGCAGUACGUGAAGUCAGGAUCCACUCUGAUAACAUAAUUAUUCGGAGCGAUGGCAUUAACCCUAAACGUGUCAUUAUACCUGAUUGUCCUGGACAGCAUUUCCAGGUGUCCCGCCUCCUGCAGUAUUUAGACACUGCCCUUGGCCCCGCCUCUGAUGUGCUGUUGGAACCUUACCUGCUCUGCUGGGAGGAGCUAAUUAAGUUUAUGGAGGCUCUCGGUCCUCUGGUUGGUUUUUUCACCUACAAAGUUCAGGAGAAGAUCACUCUAAUUCGCCAGCUGGCUGAGGAUGAUUCUGGGAAGCACAAACUACUGACUUUGGCCCCCACAAACUCCCCACUUCUAACCAACAAUCCCUACAGCCACACCUACCAUUCUGUGCGCGCCAUGUUGGAUACAGAGCUUCAGUUGGGUGUGGUCAGCUUUGACAGACAAACGCCAUCAGGCAGUCGCACUUUGCUCCGCCUCCAUCGAUCAUUGCUCUGGUUGCAGCUGUUGCUGAUGAAGCUGUGGCCGGAGUCUGGCCAUGUGAGGCGAAGUCUGGGGGAGGUGUGUGAAGAAGCAUACAAUGAGGCGUUAGCACCAUAUCACCCAUGGCUACUACAGAGUGCUGCACGACUCGCUUUUCAGGCCAUGCCUGAAUACACUGUACUGUUCAGCAUGGUGUGUGUGAACACGCACGAGGAGGCAGAACCAAUCAUUCGCACCAUCAUCAUGGCGAUCAGUGAGGUGCGCCGCAGAACGCACAGUGAGCUGGAGAAAAGAAACAUGCUGUACUUACCUUAAAGGAAUCAAAAAUGUCAAAGAUGACAGGUACACAUCCAUG